Messenger RNA from Abrus precatorius (Indian licorice), 1625 nucleotides. Its product is annotated as lysine histidine transporter-like 8. The transcript is spliced from 5 exons. Gene Ontology annotation, cellular component: plasma membrane. The record is from RefSeq and is a predicted model, not a curated record. Lineage: Eukaryota; Viridiplantae; Streptophyta; Magnoliopsida; Fabales; Fabaceae. Bases 24 to 1625 code for a protein of 533 amino acids.
CAAAAUAGAAAAGAAGGUGGAACAUGGCUGAAGCUAAGGAAAUAAGAUCAGCACCAAUAACACCGAGAACAGCUUCAGUGAUGGGAACACCUGUUGUGGCAUCUCCACCUGUGUCAUGUCCACCUUCUCAGCUUCACUCUCCAUCUCUAACAAGGUCACCCCUUCUUCAAUCAGAGGAUGGAGAUGCACCACGUCCAAAAAACAAGACUCCAAAGACUCCUAGAACCCCAAGAAUCUCUUUGACUCCAAGAUUUAUCACCCCUUUGGGAAGCCCUGUGAGGAAAGCUCUGAGGCUCACAAAGCUUGAUCCUCAAGAUGCUUGGCUUCCAAUAACUGAGUCAAGGAAUGGUAACAAAUACUAUGCUGCUUUUCAUACUCUUUGUUCUGGAAUUGGAAUUCAGGCUCUUGUUCUCCCUGUCGCCUUCACUAUUCUUGGUUGGACAUGGGGAAUCAUAAGUUUGACUUUAGCGUUCAUAUGGCAACUUUACACCUUAUGGCUGCUCGUCCAUCUUCAUGAGUCAGUAGAGAACGGUGUUCGCUACAGUCGAUACCUUCAACUUUGCUUUGCUACAUUUGGUGAAAAACUUGGGAAAUUGCUAUCCUUAUUUCCAAUCUUGUACCUAUCUGCUGGGACAUGUACAACAUUGAUCAUCAUAGGAGGAUCCACAGCAAGGACAUUCUACCAGGUGGUAUGUGGUGACUCAUGCACAGCAAAACCUAUGACCACUGUGGAAUGGUACUUGGUGUUCACAUGUGUAGCUGUGGUGCUAUCACAAUUGCCCAAUUUGAAUUCAAUAGCUGGGGUAUCACUCAUUGGAGCUGUCACUGCUGUAGGGUACUGUACCUCCAUUUGGGUAGUCUCGGUGGCACAGGGUACCCUACCAGGGGUCAACUAUAAUCCUAUAAGGGCUCGAAGCAACGUUGAAAGUGCUUUUAGUGUGCUCAAUGCCCUUGGUAUCAUUGCAUUUGCCUUUAGGGGCCACAAUCUCAUCCUUGAAAUUCAGGCCACGAUGCCUUCAAGCGAGAAGCAUCCAUCACACGUGCCAAUGUGGAAAGGAGUAAAGGUUGCUUACACAGUCAUCGCUGCGUGCCUAUUUCCUUUGGCCAUUGGUGGCUACUGGGCUUAUGGCCAAAUGAUUCCUGCAAAUGGAGGAAUGCUGACAGCUCUCUACCAAUUCCACUCUCGUGAUGUGUCAAGAUUCGUGCUUGGGUUAACGAGUUUUUUUGUAGUGGUGAAUGGUUUGUGUUCAUUUCAAAUCUAUGGCAUGCCAGUGUUCGAUGACAUGGAAUCACAAUACACAAGAAGAAUGAAGAAGCCAUGCCCGUGGUGGCUUCGAUCAAUUUUCCGAGUCUUCUUUGGGUUUGUAUGCUUCUUCAUAGGAGUGGCAGUUCCAUUUUUGUCUAGCCUGGCUGGUUUGAUUGGAGGAGUGGCACUUCCAGUGACAUUGGCAUACCCAUGUUUUAUGUGGCUCAAAGCAAAGAAGCCAAAGAAGUAUAGUGUUAUGUGGUGUCUCAAUUGGUUCUUAGGGACACUGGGGAUGGGUUUGAGUGGCAUAUUGAUUGCAGCUAGUAUAUAUGUUAUUAUUGACACUGGUGUUAACGUGAGCUUUUUUGAUCCUCAGUAG